CUGCGUCCGUGUGCGCCACCGCGCUCGGCUCCCUGUUCUGUUUCGCCGUCUUCUCUUGCCGCGUGCGCCCUGCGGGUCUCAUGGGUUGUCGAGAACGACGGCGGUCAAGGCGGGCGGGCGGGCGAGCGGGUGGAAUAUCGCGGCCUUUGGAUGACAUCGACACGAGGCGGCUUCCCACUCCCAUCGGCUCAUGGCGUUUAAAGCCGCGCGCGCGCGCAGCGUGCUUGGGUUGCGUUUCUUAGGUUUCUCGGAACCCACGUGUCUGGGGGAAUUAACGACGAAACGCGCAAUAUUGAAACUGCAAGAGACACUAACAUAUCUUGUUUUAACAGCUGGUGACGGCGCACGGAGCGAGACUCGGCCACGUGCUCCGAACCACGCAGGAAGGACGCGAACUCAAAAAUCUCAAGCUUCACCCCCUCCGCGAGCGAUGUCUGCCAUGCCGCUCCACGCCUCCGUGGCGUCUCUCCUCGCCAGCAUGGGCUGCGGCUUCGCACUCGCAUGGUUCCUGCGAGGUCACUCGGUCACCGCCCCUGCCCACGGUCCUCCGGCAGACCACGCCGGCCAGGCACGCGGUCGCGAGGGGGGCGGCAGCAGCGGCGACGACGGCUACGACAAGGAUGACGACUUCGACGGCGGCGGCGACGACGUGGACAGCGACGGCAACAGCGUCGGCGAUGACACAGGAAGCGACGACGACGACGACGCCGACGCCGACGAGCACAAGAUGGUGCUGGUCGUGCGCGCCGACCUCAAGAUGGGCAAGGGCAAGGCGGCGGCUCAGUGCGCGCACGCCGCGGUGGCCGCGUACCGGCUGGCGGCGGCGCGCCAGCCGGGCGCGCUGAGACGCUGGCGCCGCGGCGGGCAGGCCAAGAUCGUGACGCGCGUGGAAGACGAGGCGGCGCUGCUCGAGCUGCAGGAGAGGGCGCGCGCGCUGGGGCUCGGGGCGCCGGUGGUGUGCGAUGCCGGGCGCACGCAGGUGGCGGCCGGGUCGUGCACCGUGCUGGCCGUGGGGCCCGGCCCCGUGCGCAUGGUGGGCGAGGUGACGGGGCACCUUAAGCUGUACUGAGCAUCGGCUGUCGCUCUCCUCUGGCCUUCCCUCUGGAAUGCGCUCAUCCCACCAACUCUGCUCCCACCUCCACCGCAAGCCUUAGCUCUGAAUUGUUUUCGGUUUAUACCGCGUGUUGUUUGGCAUGAUGUUUGACAAUUUGGCCCACGUGCUGGGAGCUUCUCUAGAUCUUCCUACCUUCUGGUCGUGAAGAGGUUCCCAGCAGAUAUGUAGUGAAACGUAGGACAUAAUGCCGAACAACCCCACGGUUACAACCUGAAAGCACAUCAGAGAGCUAUACGGCACAAAAACGAACGGUCCCCAACCCUUAGUCUCUUUUCUCCAAGUCAAGGUGUGUCUUUGAUCAAAUUAAAGUGGAAUGGUGCACAUCACCAUUGGCAGCCGUGAACCUGUGGUGAGAAUUCUGCAUUCCAGUGGUGCUGGGCGAUGUGGUGGGCAGCAGAGGGCAGUGUGCAGCUGAAUAUAUUGUAGUAUUGUACCUCCUCUGUGCCCCCCCUGCCACCGCAUCUUUGCACCGCACCCCCUCCAACCCACACAGAGCAGCGUUAUGGAAUAUGGUCAAAUAACCCCCACACGCUGUUGGGAGGCCUUAAUCCAGCAGUGGAAUGAUAAAAGCCGUGCAUACACACAUGCUAUAAUGAGUGAUACUGGCAAUAUUCAAGACUGGAUCAUAUGUUGUGCUAUAGCAAUAUAGUUAUCAGUGUUUUCGGUAUCACCUUGAUACUGGGAGUCUUGAGAAACGUUAUUUCCCUUGGCAAAUGUAUUGCUCAUCGAGCAAUGCCUAUUUCAUGACUUUCAUUACCAAGGCAUUUCCUGUAAUGUACGAUACACUGGUAGAAUAAUUUCCCAGCUGUUGUGAUUCAGGAGUGGGUAUGAAAUGCCAAGGUAUCAGAUCUACGGUGAAUAUUAAAUACAAGACCUGUCCUGCCAAGCACUGCUUUCACUUAACGCCGGAGACCAAUAUUCGGUGUAAAUCAGCCAAGUUCACAAAACGUAUCCAAUGGUUGCCUAAAAAUGUUGAAGCUUAUUGCAUCCGCUACUCUUUAAUAGUACCAUAGAAGCUCAAAUAAACUGUUUACAAACACGCAAUUUGCAGAAUGCAUGGAUUUUAGAUGAACACUUAUGGUAACUUGGAACGUGCCAACUGCAUACAUUUUCCGUAUUUCCGAACAAUCUUUACAUUUUUCCCAUUAGGCGGGCACCUGAUACAAAUUGAAAUUAUAAAAUCAAGCAAUGUGACCCCAAAACUACUGGCACGUUUUAAGCUGCCAUCACUCAUUAUGUGAGUGAGGAGACAACUUAAAAACGGCGUCUUGCAAUACCAUGGGACAAAAGUGAAUGCCACAAAUGAACCACGACACCUCGCUGAUCUCGUCAAGGAGCAGAAAGCAUUGCUGCGAACUCUGGUCAUCCACGCAGCAGCGGCUUUUGGCCAGCCAUCGAACAAAGACGUCGUGCGCUUUCAGAUGCGUUUCUGCGGCCGCCUGGAAUGCUCUUCCGAUAUUAGGAGCCACUGGAGCUUUGCAUUAUUACAUCUACUGCAGAUUGAAAACUAAUUCCUUUAAAACCGCUUUUUUGUACUUAGUUGUCCUUCCCCCCAUACCUCCAUUGAGUGCGGUUAGCUACCUACGGUGCAAAAUAAAUUCACCAUACAGGGUAGCCAAGAACAUUGUAAGACGUGAACUGCAUGAACAUUACCCGAGAAUGUGUUUUUUCCCCAUCUCUUCUGGAAAUCCGAGCAGCAAAUGAGCAGAGUGGUCUACCCCCUGCUGAACGGGUUUGUUAAGCUGAAAUAAUGGUGAAACUGUAGCCGCCUUGCCUUAAAGCAUGACCCCCCCCCCCCCC
This is a messenger RNA of Petromyzon marinus (sea lamprey), 2914 nucleotides long. RefSeq names its product peptidyl-tRNA hydrolase 2, mitochondrial-like. Gene Ontology annotation, cellular component: cytosol. Gene Ontology annotation, molecular function: peptidyl-tRNA hydrolase activity. Lineage: Eukaryota; Metazoa; Chordata; Hyperoartia; Petromyzontiformes; Petromyzontidae. The record is from RefSeq and is a predicted model, not a curated record.